CACCACAUAUGUAAAAAUGCAUUUCCUUUCUGCAUAGUACAAGAUGUUUAUUAGAUAACAGGAAUUCAAGAUUUCAGUAAAGUCAUUAAAGCUUUGUUUCCUUCAAAGGAUCCAAUAUUUGGACAUGAAGGUGUGUCAAUGUCUUUAAAGACUUGAUUGAAUUUCUGGUCCCUGUCUCCCUCUGUAAAAGCGAAAGGAAAUGACAAAACCAGACAAAAUAUGUUGGGGGAGGACUUAGAUGGCAGAAUAGCUGUGAAGUUUUCUAAAAUAUUUUCCAUUUUGGAUCUAAACAAAAAGUACCACUUUCUUUCAGAAAGAGUAUGAGCAAAAAAUUCCCCACGCUCCCCUGCCCUUCUGGCCAAUUGAAUUCGAGUCACUAGCCAAACAAGAUCUUAUGCCCUUUCAUGGUCUCAGCCGUAGAAGGAUCUUGUUUACUGCUUAAAAAUUAACCAACAAGCACUUGUAUUUAUCUUGUCAUAACUCUCUUGAACUUUUUUGAACACCAUUAUUAUUAUUAUUAUUAUUAUUAUUUAUGAUUAGUAAACCAUAAUGAUAUAUUGAGGUCUCAUAAAAGGUAAAUGAACUUAGUUACAGCAUUUAAGUGUGUAUUAGCCAACAUUCUGAUUUUGUUUUGCAGGCUUUAGGAGAUUCAAAGGAACCAAUAAAAAGCACAAAAAGAAUAGGAAGAAUUAAGCUUUUAUUCAGUUGUAAAGUGGCAUGGCCAAUUUGAACGUAUCUUAUAUAUACAAGGCUUAAACUAAAACAAUUAAGAAUAGCCUUUUUACUAAUAAACCCAUCAAUUACUGUCAUUUAUCGUGUACAGAGGAGGUUUAGGAUGAUGAUGCAGAUAAUGUCAUAUCCAACUGUAGUCUAUUUUGCUGUUGAGCUUUUCUUUCUCUUUAUAAAGAUGAUGUGACAAGACCAAAGAUUUUUCUGGUUUUAAGCUGGUAAUCCAAUUGCCUCUGACAUUUGAAGCUGAGAAAUUGAGAGAAUCUGAAGUAUGGGAAUUAAAUCCUGCUUAGUGAAGUUUCUACCGUUUGCAGUCAUGGUGGUAGUUCAAUGCCUGGAUGUUGGUUUGACAACACUGAGCAAAGCAGCCAUGUCAAGAGGAAUGAGUCACUAUGUCUUUGUUGUCUAUGCAAAUGCUCUUGCCAGUCUCAUUCUCUUCCCAUCUUCUUUCAUCAUCGAGAGAAAAAGGAGACCACCACUCACCUUCUCUAUCCUCUGUAAAUUCUUCCUACUUAGCCUUGUUGGGAUAACUAUGAUGCAGAAUUGUGCAUUUACUGGUGUAAACUAUAGCUCUCCUACACUUGCAUCUGCAAUGACCAACUUGGUUCCAGCUUUCACAUUCUCACUUGCUGUCAUUUUCAGAAUGGAAAAGUUGGAUUUGAAAAGUUCAAGAAGCCAGAUGAAGUUGAUGGGGACUCUGUUAUCAAUAUCAGGAGCAAUGGUUGUCACCCUAUACAAAGGCCCUCCAAUUUUAAAAACACUGCAAGUUCCAUCCACUGAAAAAUUUUCAGCAUCAAAACCAUUUUUCUUUUCCACCAUGUUAAAGACAACCCCAAGUAACUGGGUCAUUGGAAGUCUAUUCCUAGCAAUCAGUAGUUUAUCAUAUGCAAUAAGCAAUACUGCUCAGGCAGCAAUUCUCAAAGAAUACCCAUCACAAAUUACCAUGGUAUCCUUCUUUUGCUUCUUUGGGGCAAUCCAAUGUGCAACACUUUCUUUAUUUGCAGAAAGAGAUCCAAAUGCCUGGAUACUGAAGCCUGAUAUUGAACUCAUUUGUAUUUUAUAUUCGGCUAUAUGUGGAUGUGUGGGAAUGUUUACUGCAAUUUCAUGGUGCAUAAAAAUGAAAGGGCCUGUGUUUGUGUCUAUGUUUACGCCUUUGGAGAUUGCUAUAGCUUCCAUACUGGCUACCAUCUUCCUUGGUGAGACCCUUUAUGUUGGAAGUGUUAUUGGAGCAGUGGUGAUCGUUAUAGGGUUUUAUGGAGUCAUUUGGACUCAAUUUAAGGAAGAAAAAGAUGAAAAUCAUGAAGUUAAUGGACCUCAAUCAUCCUCUGUAAAGACCCCUCUUUUGGAAACCCAUCGCACAGACGUUUGAACCAAUAUGGGAAACUUUUAUUCAUAAGUUAACUAUUGUGUAUUAUAGAACCUAAAAGCUUGAUAUUUGAGACCCUUGUAAUUAUUCCAUAUGAGGUAAGCCCAAUGGCAAACCACUGUUUCCUCGAUUAUAGAUUAUCGAGAUAAAAAGUAAAAAAGUAAAAAUAAAAAAU
Molecule: messenger RNA, 2270 nt
Organism: Ziziphus jujuba (common jujube)
Lineage: Eukaryota; Viridiplantae; Streptophyta; Magnoliopsida; Rosales; Rhamnaceae
Product: WAT1-related protein At3g28050
Exons: 7
Coding region: 1001-2098 (365 amino acids)
Cellular component (GO): plasma membrane
Molecular function (GO): transmembrane transporter activity
Source: RefSeq, a predicted model, not a curated record